AUGAAGACAGUACCUCUUCUCAUGUUUUCUUGGUUUCUUUUUUCUUCGUUUUUAGGAAUCUCAGCACAGAGGUGUGCUUACAUUGUCCAUUUGGACAAGUCUUUUAUGCCUAAAAUCUUUGCUAGUACCCACAACUGGUAUUCCUCCAUUAUUGACACCAUCAAUAUUGAAGUUUCCACUUCAGAAAAUGAUCAUCAUACAACUCCAAAACUUCUUUAUUCUUAUGACAAUGUCAUUCAUGGAUUUAGUGCUGUUUUGUCUAAAGAUGAACUUGAAUCCCUCAAGAAGUCAGCAGGUUUCUUUUCGGCUUAUAAAGAUAGGAGUGUUGAAGCUCACACAACUUAUACACCUGAGUUUCUUAAACUCAAUCCUGCUUCUGGGCUAUGGCCGACUUCUGAUUUUGGUCAAGAUGUUAUCAUUGGUGCACUUGAAUUUGGUGUCUGGCCAGAAUCUGCCAGACUAUCUGAAAUUCCCAAAAAGUGGAAGGGAAUUUGCAAGACAGGAACAACGUUCAAUUCUUCAUUGUGCAACAGGAAACUCAUUGGGGCGAAUUAUUUCAAUAAGGGGAUUUCGGCUAAUGAUCCUAGUGUGAAUAUUUCCAUGAAUUCUGCUAGAGACACUGAUGGACAUGGCACACAUGUUGCUUCCAUUGCUGCUGGUAGUUUUGCUAAAGGAGUUUCAUACUUCGGAUAUGCUCCUGGAACGGCAAGAGGUAUCGCGCCACGAGCGAGGAUAGCUAUGUAUAAGUUUAGCUUUGAAGAAGGAACCUUUACUUCUGAUUUAAUUGCUGUUAUGGACCAAGCUGUUGUUGGGUCCAUCCCAUAA
Molecule: messenger RNA, 825 nt
Organism: Lycium barbarum (goji berry)
Lineage: Eukaryota; Viridiplantae; Streptophyta; Magnoliopsida; Solanales; Solanaceae
Product: subtilisin-like protease SBT3
Exons: 2
Coding region: 1-825 (274 amino acids)
Biological process (GO): proteolysis
Molecular function (GO): serine-type endopeptidase activity
Source: RefSeq, a predicted model, not a curated record